ACUCCCAGUUAACCCAGAAAAGUUUGCGCAAAAGUUUUCCACGUUGCGCAUUUCUCUUCGUCGGGGUCCCACGUCUGGGUGUUCGCAGUCUGUCUGCUGGCCUGCGGAACAAGCGGAGUGGCCGGCCGUCGGUCCAGGACUCGCAGUUGGUGACGUAGAUGCCCAGGAAGCACGCCAUGUUCAAAGCUGUGCUGAAGAAGAACAGAGAGAGCGGAAAGGGGAGCAGAGGGGAGCCAGCCUGCGAGUUUUAUGGCCACAGCGCCCCCCGCAGAUUUCCACUGGGUGGGGCGGCCCAUCACCAAGACCCAGGCGGCUCCCGCUCCCUCGUCCCCGAGGACCUGGUUCGCCUGAGCCUGGCCAAAGGGACGUCCAUGUCCCUCCCAUCCUCGCCGCUGCUUCCCCGACAGUCCUACAUGAUGGCCACACGUUCCACCAGGAAGUCCCCAGGUCCAAUCAGGAAGCCCAAGUACGUGGAGAGCCCUUGCAUACCCGGAGAUACCAUCGUCUCUGCGCUGAGGAAGGUGGCCCAGCACACAGAGACUGCCCACAAUGAGCCACGCCCCCAGAGGGAGCUGAGCUCCGCCUCCUCACCUGCCACUCAGGAACUGAUGACCCGGCUGGGAUUCCUACUGGGAGAGGGCAUCCCGGCCGCUGCUGGCUUACCCAUGGAGGACAGGAAUGAGAAAAAGUGUACUGCACCUAGCCAAGGAGUGAGUCCCUGCUCCACCCUGACCAGCAGCACGACCUCCCCCAGCACGGACAGCCCCUGUUCCACCAUCAGCAGCCGUGCCAGCCGGCCGCCCCCCUGCGGGGCCGUCCCCAGCCCCAGCUCCACCCUGGAGAGCAAAGACAGCGGCAUCAUCGCCACCGUGACCAGCUCCUCGGAGAAUGAGGAGCGUGGAGGCUCUAGCCUGGAGUGGAGGAAGGAGGGCGGCUUAAGGGACAGCCGGCGACACGGACCCAUGCGGGCAGUACGAGCCGAUGCCUGCUCGCCUGUGGCGGAGGAGGAGCCAGCUGGCCCUGCCCCCGCCCCAGGCCCCGCCCCCCUGCUCAUGGGGAGACCACUCCCACCGCCUCGACCCCUGCACACCACCGCCUCGUCGCUGGCGAUGCAGCGGCCCAACUCUGUGGCAGCCACCAGUUCCACCAAGCUGGAAGACCUGAGCUACCUCGAUGAGCAGCGUAACGCACCUCUGCGGGCCUCCAUGCGCCUACCGUGCUCUGGCUCGGGAGGAAAGACCCUGCAGGACUCCAAGGCUCGGUUCCUGCCCUACAAGCCAGCGGACAUCAUGCUGAAGCCGCUGCUCUUCGAGGUGCCCAGCAUCACCUCGGACUCUGUGUUUGUGGGACGCAACUGGGUCUUCCAGCAGCUAGAACAGGCCCUUGGGAGCCAGGCCACAGGAGAGGGCCGCGGAGCCGUGCUGGUGGCCGGGGCUGGGGCCGGCAAGACUGCCAUAGUCUCCCGUCUGGUGGCCCUCAGCUGCCAUGGAGGGCGCAUGCGUCAAAUUGCCUCCAGCAGCCCUGGAGCUCCCCCUAGAGGUGGCGACAGCAGUUCAGAAUUACCGCUCAGCCAGGCCACCUGUCCCUCAAGCACUCCUGGUACCCUGCGGGAUGGCAGCUGUCCCGGGACACCCGAGCUCCAGAGAUCCAGGGAGGAGACCAUCAAACGGCUGGCCUCUAAGGUGGUGGCGUACCACUACUGCCAGGCGGACAACACCUACACCUGCUUGGUGCCGGAAUUCGUGCACAGUGUCGCCGCCCUGCUGUGCCGGGCGCCCCAGCUCAGCGCGUACAGGGAGCUGCUGCUGAAGGAGCCCCACCUGCAGAGCAUGCUGAGCCUCCGCUCCUGCGUGCAGGACCCCUCAGCAGCCUUCCGCCGGGGUGUGCUGGAGCCCCUGGUCAGCCUCCGCGAGGAAAGGAAGACCCCGGAGGAGGAUCACGUGAUCCUGAUCGACGGGCUGAACGAGGCGGAGUUCCACAAACCGGACUAUGGGGACACCAUCUCCUCAUUUCUCAUCAGAAUCAUACCGAGGUUCCCCGUCUGGCUGAAGCUCAUAGUCACAGUCCGGGUCAAUCUGCUGGACAUCACUAGCCUGAUGCCCUUCACCAAGAUCACCCUGGACCAUUUUCCAGACAACCAGGAUGUUCAGGAUGACCUGUAUGCCUACAUCCAGCACCGCAUCGGCAGCAGCAAGGAGAUCCUGAAUAACAUCUCACUGAACGGCAAGGCCGACCCAGCCAUGGUGGGCAAGUUGAGCAGCCACCUGGCCUCACUCAGCCAAGGCUCCUAUCUGUACCUGAAGCUGACCCUGGACAUGUUUGAACAUGGCCACCUAGUCAUCAAGAGCGCCAGCUACAAGGUCGUGCCUGUCUCGCUGGCUGAGCUCUACCUGCUGCAGUGCAACAUGCGCUUCACCAGCGGUGCCGCCUUCGAGCGCGCCCGGCCCGUCCUCAACGUGGCACUGGCCUCGCUGCACCCACUUACCGAUGAGCAGCUCUUCCGAGCUGUCAACGCCGGAGCUGUAGCUGGCGAGCUGGAGUGGGAAGACUUUCGGCAGAGGGUGGAGGCCCUAUCCUGCUUCCUGGUGCGCAGGAGGGACAAAACUCGCAUGUUCUGCCAUCCUUCCUUCCGUGAAUGGCUCGUGUGGAGGGCCGAUGGCGAGAGCACGGACUUCCUGUGCGACCCCAGGAGUGGCCACGCCCUCAUGGCCUUCAUGCUGUCACGGCAGGAGGGGAAACUGAACCGCCAGCACACUAUGGAGCUGGGCCAUCACAUCCUGAAGGCCCACAUCUUUAAGGGUCUGAGCAAGAAGAUGGGCGUGUCCUCCAGCGUGCUUCAGGCCCUGUGGAUCAGCUACAGCACUGACGGCCUGUCCGCUGCCCUGGCCUCCCUGAGGAACCUCUACACGCCCAACGUCAAGGUAAGCCGUCUCCUGAUGCUGGGUGGGGCCAACGUGAACUACCGCACGGAGGUGCUGGGCAAUGCGCCGGUGCUGUGCGUGCAGUGCCACUUGGGCCACCAGGAGCUAGUGAGCCUGCUGCUGGAGUUCGGCGCCACCGUGGAGGGCACCUCGGAGAACGGGAUGAGCGCCCUGUGCUUCGCGGCAGCCGCUGGCCACCUGGGCCUCGUCACACUGCUCUGCAAGCGUGGGGUCAAGGUCGACCAUGUGGACAAGAGUGGUCAGUGCGCCCUGGUCCAUACAGCUCUACGGGGCCACCUGGAUGUCAUGCAGUUCCUGCUGGCCAUGGAGUGGAGCCCUGGCGGUGGGCAGGGGGACUCCGGCCUGAAAAGCAGGGCCACCCAGCAGGCCCUUACCGCCGCUUGCAGCAUGGGCCACACACAGGUGGUGCGGAGUCUGCUGGCACUGAGUAAUGAGCACAGCGUGCAGAUUGAUGGGCAUGACACACUCUGGGGAGAGACAGCCCUGACGGCCGCAUCGAGCCGAGGCAAGCUGGAGGUCUGCAAGCUGCUGCUGGAAGAGGGGGCUGUGGUGCAGCAGGCCAACCGCCGUGGGGCCUCCUCCCUCUUCUGUGCUGUGAGGCAGGGCCACUGGCAGGUCGCCGAACUCCUCCUGGAGCAGGGAGUGGACGUCAACGUCACCGACAAGCAGGGACGGACCCUGCUGAUGGUGGGAGCCUGCGAGGGCCACCUGAGUACAGUGGAGUUCCUGCUGUCCAAGGACGCCUCCGUGACGGCGGUGGAUAAGGAGGGCCUGACGCCUCUCAGCUGGGCCUGUCUGAAGGGACACAGGGAGGUGGUGCGCUGUCUGGUGGCAAACGGUGCCGUGGUCGACCACGCCGACAAGAAUGGGCGCACUCCACUGGACCUGGCGGCCUUCUACGGCGACGCCGACAUUGUGCACUUCCUGGUGGAGAAGGGCGCGGUGAUCGAGCACGUGGACUGCAGCGGGAUGAGGCCACUGGACCGGGCCAUUGGCUGCCGGAACACCUCAGUGGUGGUGACCCUGCUGAAGAAGGGGGCCAAGCUGGGCUACAGAACAUCUCCUUAUGAUCGAUCAGGCAAUGCGGCCUGGGCUAUGGCGACCUCCAAGCCUGACAUCCUCAUCAUCCUCCUUCAGAAGCUCAUGGAGGAAGGCAACCUGCUCUACAAGAAGGGAAAGAUGAAGGAGGCUGCACAGCGAUACCAGUACGCCCUGAGGAAGUUCCCCAGGGACGGCUUCGGGGAGGAUCUGAGGGCCUUCAAAGAGCUGCGCGUGUCGCUCUACCUCAACCUGUCCCGCUGCCGCAGAAAAACCAAUGACUUCGGCAUGGCUGAGGACUUCGCUACCAAGGUGCUGGAGCUGAAGCCAAAAUGCUACGAGGCGUACUAUGCGAGAGCCAGGGCAAAGAGGAGCAGCAGGCAGUUUGCUGCAGCGAUGGCCGACCUGCAUGAGGCUGCCAAGCUCUGCCCCAAUAACCGCGAGAUCCGGCGGCUGCUGGCGCGCGUGGAGGAGGAGUGUCAGCAGCUGCAGCACGCGCAGCAGAAGCAACAGGGCGCAGGCCACGACUCGGACCACGAGGAAGAGGAGGCCGACGUGCUGGAGCAGAGCAUGGAUGGGGCGGAUGAAGGCGAGGGGCCCGAGGACACCGCCACUGCCGCCGACGACGAGGAAGACGAGCCGCUCUCCGCGGGCUGGUCGCAGAGCAUCUACUCGCUGAACAGGACGCUCCCAGACUCGAUGGGUCCGUCCCGCCACAACGCCAGAGCAGGUUCCCCGCCCAGCAGGCGGCCCCACAAACCGGCCCCCGAGGCCGUCUCCCACCAGGGCCUGGUCCUGCAGCCCAGCAGACAGGCACAGAUCGUGAAGACCAGCCAGCACAUGAACUCUCUGCAAAGCGGUUCCAGGUCUGGGGGAAAGACACAGGGCCAGUAUGCCCCGUCCAGCCCGCUGCCCGGCCGCCACAUGUCCAGCGCACUGAGGCCGGGGCCUGGCAUAGACAUCAGCCCGCUGCCAUCCGGUGCAGACGACUCGGGGCCGGGAUACCGCUCCGAUCCCGAUGCGCGGCCUUCCCUCCAAUCCUCCAGCAGUGUCAGAGAGAGACAGGCGCUGGAUGUGCACCAGGAGGCCAGGAAGGAGCUGGGGUCCCAACCCGGUGGCAUCAGAGUGUCCGGCUCCUCCAGCAGCCUUGGGUCCAGCGGCAGCCUGUCAGACGGUGGUAGGUUGCAGGGUUCCGACCCGCGUUGCAGGGCUUCGUCGAGUGAGAAGAGCAGGCCGGGCGAGCAUAAGCCCCGCCCCUUCAUGGGGGUCACGGAUAAGACGGCACGUUUUCAGCAGCUACAGCACCAGGGCGGCGCUCUCGAGGUACGUGGCCGGCAAAGCCACUCAGUAGAGGGGCUGGCAGGACAUGCCGCCCCGUCGAACUGUGAGUGGGCGCACGCGAACAUGGCGGGCUCCCACCGCGGGCACCUGGACGGCACCUACGCCAGCCUGCACAACGGAACGCACGUCCGGGAGUUUGCCGAGCGCUUCUCCUACGCCGAGCCAGGGCACCGGGCCGCCGUGGAUGCCAAGGCCAAGCAGGCGCUGACCCAGGAUAGCCCCACCCUGCACUCCGCAUCCAUCAAACCAAAGCGACCGUUCAUCGAAUCCAACGUGUGAAACUGCACCUUUACGAGAUGGCGCUCCCGUUUUUCCUGAGGGAAGAUGCCAAGUGUACACUGUUUCACCAUCUGCCGCUGUCAAAGGCAUUGAGGUGCUGCUCUACGGGGCCCCCUGCAGGCCGUGCGGAGACAGUGCUGCUAACCGCUCAACGCUGACCUUUCAGCUGACCUUUCUCGCCGCACCACUGCCGCAAUAACACAGGCCCCACCCCGUGUCGUCUGCAUAAAGCCACCCCUAACUAGGGAGAGGUGCUGGGGAGGGCACUGCUUGGCCCCCAGACUGGGGAAACCACACACUAGAACUUCUUGUACAUAUGACCUUUGUUUACAUGAAGGUCACCGCUGCCGCUGACUUACUGGACAUACAUGUAUAUAUAUACCUAGCUGCUUUUUAUUUCCGCAUUCAGAGGUCAAGAGUCUCUAUUAAAACUCAUACAAGGUUUACUGGAAUCUUUCCCGCUUGUUGCCACCUACGUUUAUUUAUUUACUGCUCUUAACAGCUUGGUCGAUUGUAAAAGCAAUACUUAUACUCUAUAGUUUUAUUUUUGCACUGUGGAGACAUUGAGAAAAGAGCGUCGAUGAGGACAGUGCAUAUUGCAGGGGUACAGUUUGUAAUAAAAUAAUUUAAAUAUAUAUAUGGGCAUAUAUAUAUAUAUAUAUGUAUAUGUAUAUAUAUAUAUGUAUAUGUAUAUAUAUAUAUAUGUGAAUGAAUAAAAUAAGGUUUGGGGCCAGCUGCAGCAGCUCUGCUAUACUCUUGAUGUGUUCAGUAUUGUGAAGCUGUAUUUUCUGUUCUCACAAACUGUCAAAUGGAAAAACUAUAUAUACACACACAUGCUGCCAUUCUAACAAUGGAGAAAUUAAAGUCCUACUGCUGAGACUGGC
Paramormyrops kingsleyae is the source of this 6484-nucleotide messenger RNA. Its product is annotated as protein TANC1-like. Gene Ontology annotation, molecular function: protein binding. Lineage: Eukaryota; Metazoa; Chordata; Actinopteri; Osteoglossiformes; Mormyridae. The record is from RefSeq and is a predicted model, not a curated record.